Molecule: messenger RNA, 705 nt
Organism: Beta vulgaris subsp. vulgaris (sugar beet)
Lineage: Eukaryota; Viridiplantae; Streptophyta; Magnoliopsida; Caryophyllales; Amaranthaceae
Exons: 2
Coding region: 1-705 (234 amino acids)
Molecular function (GO): nucleic acid binding; RNA-DNA hybrid ribonuclease activity
Source: RefSeq, a predicted model, not a curated record
AUGGACCCUCAAACAAGGCAGGAUAUCAUCCAGGUGCUCACAGAGUACCAGGACGUUUUCGCCUACGAGGCCACAGAAAUGCCCGGCCUCGACCCAAAAAUCAUGUGCCAUGAGCUCAACAUCAAAGAGGGGUUCAGGCCAAUUAAGCAAAAGCUCAGGCAUCAAGGUCCUGGAAGAAACGCUGUUGCGGCCGCGGAGGUCAAGAAGCUGCUGGAAGCUGGCUUCAUUCAAGAGUGCCAGUACUCAGAGUGGUUGGCCAACGUGGUGCUGGUCAAAAAGCCGAGUGGGGCAUGGCGGAUACCUCCGGUUGGUUCACAAGAGGAAUGGGAACUACUGGUCGAUGGAUCCUCCACAAAAAAUGGUUGUGGAGCCGGUCUAGUCAUCAAACCCCCGGUCGGGGAUAAAAUUGAGUACGCUGUUAAGUUCGAGUUUCUCGGAUCCAACAACGAAGCCGAUUAUGAAGCCCUUAUCCUCGGAUUGCAACUUUGCCUCCUGGCCGGAGCAAUAUCGAUCGUAGCGAAAUCCGACUCACAGCUCAUUGUGGGUCAGAUUUCAGGAGAAUACGAGGCCAAGGAAGAUAACAUGAGAAUGUACUUGGCCAAAGCUCGAGCUGUCAUUGGAAGGUUGGCCGGGUUCCGGAUCACUCACAUUCCCCGUUCGGAAAAUCAACAGGCCGACGCCCUGGCUCGGAUGGCCAGCUGCUGA